AUGAGCACUGACGGGGAAGGAAGAGCAGAAGAAAUAAGGCCGGCUGCCGAAGAAGAGGAGCCGAAAACUUCUGAAGCAUCUAGCAGUGAUUUAGUCGUGAAUACAGGUACAUCCGAAAAGUCAAGCGAUUCCAAGACCCUUUCAACGUGGCAUAUUUUGUUCUCGAGGCAAAAGCGUGCUGAAGAGGGCAUGGCUAAACUGAGGACGUUUUUCAACGAAGCCAGGUACGAACGGUCUUUCCGCGAGACUGUGUUUCAGCUCAGCGAGUUCUUGAAGUUACAUCGUCGGCAACCACCGCAGGAGAGCGCCCCAACGCCAUUGCAACCGUUUGUAGUGGCGGACGAUGCGGCCACAAAAGCCAUCGUCACCAACCGUUUGCGAUCGUUGAUGUCCAACGAGAAACUCAGUCAGCAGUUAGAAUCGCUGUUCGGCGCAGAGCAAUUCAGCAGGGAACAGUUUCGGUGUGAGCCGCUUCGGGGCAUUUCGGUCGACGAGCUGAGUUCACUGCUGCAAAAGUUCCAGAACUACGAAAAGAUGAUCCAGCUGUUGCCGGCCGACUCGUCCUUCACCAACGACUUAGUGGUCGCCGCUGCCACGGCCACUACGGAUUUCGAUUCCGACGAUGAAAUGACGUGCUCAUCGUUGCACUGCCACAUCACCGAUUUGACAAAGACCAUCGACUCCGAUGUCACUGCUUCUAGCUCCGAUGAUGAGAAAGAUGUCGGACAUCGACAUGACCUUAUGCUGGACUAUUUCUUGGAACGAGCAUGGAUCGGCAGCAGAUGGAAGUGGUUGCAGUCGCAGGUGGCUGAUCUCGAGUACAGAAUUAGGCAGAGUGUCGAGAUAUGUAAAUAUACGAAAGUGUACAGCUCGCCCCAGAAUUCUCCCAUCCCUUGUUUUGGGGAUGGUUUUGCUCAGUGUGACAGUCUGAUCGAAUUUGAAUAUCUGCCGCGACGAGACAAAGUUAUAUGGUUGGAUCCAGCCACACAUCCGGUCCUGCGUCAUCAAUCAAAACUCGCUCCCGGCAUUGACAAGCUUCUGCUGGCUAGAUGGAAGAAGGCAACUGAACCACGGAACUUGUUAUCAAAGCGGCUGACACACGCGCUCUACAUGCGAACCAGCAACGUGCUGCAGAACCAAAAGGAGUCAUUCCGCCGUGCCAACAAAUCACUCUUCGCCGUCGACUCUGAGAAGGCGAAACGGCGCUACACGCGCAGGUAUUUUGGUGGACAUUCUUCUGAAAAGCAGUUGGCUACCGGUUUCAAAUUUCGCGCCGAAAAACCAUAUCGUAUCGCCAGGCUGGCUCGAAACUCAACCAGGACCUCGUUCAUGCGCCGUCGACAAGCCGCUGCCACUCGUAAUAACACGGCGACGAAUAUCCAUAAAGAGGAUGCCCCUUCGUCGUCGUCGUCGUCGGCAGCGACAGCCUCCUCCAGACCGUCGACCAGCACCUUCAGACACAAAACGGUUCUAACACACAACUACGACUUGGAUGACGUCGUUAUCGACCUGAAAAUAACUCCUGCUCAAGGAGUUCAGAAACUUCCAUAUAAGGAAAUCAUAACUCCUGCGUAA
Molecule: messenger RNA, 1575 nt
Organism: Soboliphyme baturini
Lineage: Eukaryota; Metazoa; Nematoda; Enoplea; Dioctophymatida; Soboliphymatidae
Source: the annotation of a GenBank genome assembly